Messenger RNA from Schistocerca gregaria, 1813 nucleotides. Its product is annotated as 1,5-anhydro-D-fructose reductase-like. NCBI's taxonomy places the organism in Eukaryota, Metazoa, Arthropoda, Insecta, Orthoptera, Acrididae. Gene Ontology annotation, cellular component: cytosol. Gene Ontology annotation, molecular function: aldose reductase (NADPH) activity. The coding region runs from base 642 to 1643 and encodes 333 amino acids. The record is from RefSeq and is a predicted model, not a curated record. The transcript has 8 exons.
AAUUUCGUUACCACGCUUAGAUUAACAUUCGUUACGUUGGUAGCUGAUAGCCGCUAAGACUAAGCUCCAGGAGUAUAGUGAAUGGCACAAUAAUUUGAAAGUAAAAUAUCAGAUAUUGGGGAAUAGCGCUAAUCAUCACUUUGAAAAUGUCGGUCGUAUUUCCUUCAGACUUCGUUUUGAUACAACAACACACACUACUUUUCUGACAUUGCUUAAUUUUUGUCAAAACUACAAAUAUUUAGCAUUUAGAGGAAUUUUUCGGCAGCCUGAAUGAAAUCCUAAUGUGACAUCCCCACAUGGGCGAACAGUUAUGUAACUUAUUUUAUUUUUGAAGAAAACAUGCUGUUUGACACUGAACUCUAUUCUGAUGAUGUGUAUUUGGUGGUGUACAGGUUGUGUAGUGACAAAAGAAAUCUGGGAAAACAAUCUGUAUUUACGCAAUGUCGUAGAGCAUGAAGCGCUUUUAAUUGUAAUAGGUAUAACUAGAGAAGCUAGCCACUUUUUUUAUCUUUCUGUGUAAACUGCAGCAGUCACCUGAUUUACUUGGCCAUGGGCUAAAUUCAGUCGCUGUUCACAAGUUACAGCAGUGUGGGGUGGAUUUUCCAACACUUCUUGGAGCAGCACAUUUGGCGUAAGGAAAGAUGGCACCAAAGCUGGAGGAUGUGACAUUCUUUAAUGGGCAUAAAAUGCCUAUUGUUGGACUAGGAACAGGGCAGGCUUCUAAAGGUGAAGUUGGGCGUGCUAUUGAUGUUGCCUUGGAAACUGGCUACAGGCACAUUGAUGCAGCUUAUCUGUAUGGAAAUGAAGCAGAAAUAGGACAAGCUUUAAAAAAAUGGUUUGAUUCAGGGAAACUGAAACGUGAAGACCUUUUUAUUGUAACCAAGCUUCCAGCUAUUGCAAAUCGUGCAGAGUCUGUAGAAAAGUACCUAAAAAAAUCUCUGGAAGCUCUGCAGCUGAAUUACGUCGACUUGUACCUGAUUCACCAACCUGUGGGCUUCCAGGAUGUGGGUGGUGAUACUUUCCCGAGAGACAAGGAUGGAAAAGUUCUCUUGGACAUGAACACUGACAUCAUCAGCUUGUGGAAGGCAAUGGAAGCUCAAGUAGAUGCCGGUCGAGCCCGUUCCAUCGGGCUGUCGAAUUUCAACUCCAGCCAGAUAAAACGCAUCUGGCAGGCCGCUCGCAUCAGGCCAGCCAACCUCCAGGUGGAGCUGCACAUCUACUUCCAGCAGCGAGAGCUGGCAGCCUUUUGCAAAGCGCUCGACGUGACGGUCUGUGCAUUCGCUCCUUUGGGGUCUCCUCAGAUGCCUAACCUGUUCCACGCAAGAGGUGGUGAUGCUAGCAAGUUAGUAAGCUUGAGUCCCAUGAGUGAUCCAGUAGUGUCACGUAUUGCAGAGAAGUACAAGAAGACAACUGCCCAAGUGUUACUGCGUCACACUGUACAGCGGGGCAUUGUGGUCAUCCCGAAAAGUGUCAACCCUGACCGCAUCAAGCAGAACUUUGAUAUUUUCGAUUUUGAACUGACACAAGAAGAUAUGGAUGAACUAGAUGCUCUUGACAAAGGACCAAAGGGCCGAAUGUUUAAUGAUGCCAUCGCACCAGAACGAACAAAGCAUCCAGAGUACCCAUUCCAUGAGAGAUAUUGAUACUUCGGUACUUGCAGCAUUAGGCAAUGUAUUGGAAGCUUUAUCAGGGAUGUCUGAUGAAAUUCUUGGCAGCAUAUGUGCUUGCUGCUUUUUCUGCAGACAUUUGUAACAACACUUUUGUAAUUAUAUAUUCUCUAAGGAAAAAAAUAAAAAGGUAUGUUUUUAGUGAA